Messenger RNA from Diprion similis, 2328 nucleotides. Its product is annotated as ATPase WRNIP1-like. The transcript has 5 exons. NCBI's taxonomy places the organism in Eukaryota, Metazoa, Arthropoda, Insecta, Hymenoptera, Diprionidae. Gene Ontology annotation, molecular function: ATP binding; single-stranded DNA helicase activity; ATP hydrolysis activity. The record is from RefSeq and is a predicted model, not a curated record. Gene Ontology annotation, biological process: DNA-templated DNA replication; regulation of DNA repair. Gene Ontology annotation, cellular component: nucleus. The coding region runs from base 334 to 2055 and encodes 573 amino acids.
UCAUUGAACUGACCAACCGUGAUAGAGCUACUGUGAAUUUCCUUGGUUACCAUCCAGCAUCCAUUAUCUGUCAUCGAUAAAUUCUAUAAUUGCUAAUUUUGUAGCUUAUGGAUAAACAGGCUGAGCGCAUCUUUACGAAAUUUGGUUUUGAAUUGCUGAUUCGGUGCUGCCACCUGUUCCUAUAAUCAAAUUGACAAUGGCUUGAGGUCAGCUGUGAAAUGUGUGGUUGUUAAUAACGAUGUUAUAAAGGUAUCAUACGAAGCAUUGAAUUCAGGAAAGUUGAAGAAAGUUUAUCUUCGAUUCAUUCAUUAGCUUUAAAAAUAGGAUAUAGAAAUGGAUUGCCCGAUAUGUGGCAAGGAGUUUUUGGCCUCGGAGAUCGAGAGUCACGUGAAUAAAUGUUUGUUUUUAAAUGACAUGUCAAAAAAUGCAAAAUCUUCGGUGGAAUCAAGUGGUAUGAAAAGGUCCCACUCCUUAGGACUGCAGGGUAAUAACAAAAGAAAAACGCCCGGACCUUUGGCUAAGAAAGCCAAAUACUUGUCGUCCAGUGAAAACUUGGACGAAAGUGAAGAGAAUGACGAACAAAGUGUCGGUAUCACUUCAGCCGAAAGCGCCAAUCUCGUUCCCCAUAUUCAACAGAAAAAAGUUGGUAGUAUUAAAAAAUCUCACAAAGACGACCAUGUUCCACUUGCCGAGAGAGUGAGGCCCACGGGUCUGAUGAAUUACGUAGGCCAGAAACAUGUUCUUGGACCGCAGUCGGUCCUCCUUCAGUUGUUGGAAAAGAAAGAAGUUCCUAGCAUGAUUUUAUGGGGACCUCCAGGUUGUGGGAAGACGUCUCUAGCGAAUGUGAUAGCUCAUAUAUGUAAACAAGCGCCUGGUGGUAAAAUGAGGUACGUAAAACUGUCUGCGGCAAUGUCGGGCGUGAACGACGUCAAGGAGGCUGUUAGUCGAGCAGCGAAUGAGUUAAAAUUUGGUCGGCGUACCGUGAUGUUCAUGGAUGAGAUACACAGGUUCAACAAGCUCCAGCAGGAUAUUUUUUUGCCCCAUGUCGAGGCCGGCACUGUGACUUUGGUAGGAGCAACGACAGAGAAUCCAUGCUUCAGUUUGAAUUCUGCUCUGUUGAGCAGAUGUCGUGUCGUUGUAUUGGAAAAGCUAACAACUCCUGACCUCGUUUCGAUCAUUCAAAAUGCUGUAACUUUCAUGGAGGGCAAGGUGUUCUCUGCUUCUGGGAACGCCAGUUCUGGAAACAGUAACAACGCUGUCAAUGAAUCAUGCAGUUCAGAGGAUAAAUACACAGAAUCGGUUGAGUCUGACGAGUCGUUUGUUCCGAUGUUUAUAGUAGACGAGCCCACGGUUCAGUGGUUGGCUGAAACUUGCGACGGUGAUGCACGCAUAGCCUUGGGAGGGCUCGAACUUGCCGUGCAAUCAAAAGUUCCCGCUGAAAAGGAGUUCCUUGAGAAAGGACCUGGACUCAUUACCUUGGAUGACGUGAAGGAAAGCCUGAAAAAGUCACACGUACUGUACGACAAGAAAGGGGACCAGCACUACAAUUUAAUAUCUGCAUUGCACAAGUCCGUUAGGGCUAGUGACGAUAAUGCUGCGCUUUACUGGCUUGCUCGUAUGCUGGCUGGGGGUGAAGAUCCUAUGUAUAUUGCCCGGCGAUUAGUUAGAAUGGCCAGCGAGGAUGUUGGCCUUGCUGAUCCUAAAGCUUUGGGUAUUGCAGUGUCUGUGAUGAACGGAUGCAAGAUGAUUGGCAUGCCAGAGAGCGACGUGUUAUUAGCUCAGUGCACUAUAUACUUGGCAAGAGCUCCAAAGUCUCGAUUGAUGGAAGAUGCACUUAGAGCGGCGCAAAGAUUGGUAGCUAAUCAAAAAGGGCAGCAGCCUGACGUCCCGAUCCAUUUGAGAAGUACAGGCUCCUCAAAAUUGGUCAGUCUACUUGGACAUGGAAAAGGAUAUAAUAUGCUGCAUAAAGAUGAUUCUGGAUUGAAUUACAUGCCACAGGGUAUGGAGGAUGUGAAUUUUUUUGAAGAGGACGAGCUUACAAAUAUUACCGGUUAAUAUUAUAUAUAACUUAUCAAUCCUGUUUCGAACGUUAAUACGUACUAUUUUCUUUUACAGCUGUGAAUGUGAAAAAGAUUGAUAUUUACGUUGCUUAUAAUUUUAUAGUAAGGUGAAAAAAGGGAAAAAAUAUGGCCCUUAAGUACAAGUUAUUAUUUACAAUUAAGUUCAAAUUGCAGCGAAAUCGACCAAACACUACCUCCGUAUGUUGCACGUAUCGGAUUUUAAUGAUAUUGUUAUGUGUGGGAUUAAGAUUAUAUUUUUUUAAAUACA